This is a messenger RNA of Drosophila nasuta, 859 nucleotides long. It is a transcript of the gene Trf, whose product is annotated as TATA-box binding protein-related factor. The transcript has 2 exons. The record is from RefSeq and is a predicted model, not a curated record. Gene Ontology annotation, molecular function: DNA binding. The coding region runs from base 91 to 747 and encodes 218 amino acids. Gene Ontology annotation, biological process: DNA-templated transcription initiation. Lineage: Eukaryota; Metazoa; Arthropoda; Insecta; Diptera; Drosophilidae.
AGCACUGUUUUUUGCGUCGCAUGUGUUGAUUUUAGUAGUUUGUUAGUGGAAGUCGGCGUGUGUAAAGCUACUAGCUUGAAUUAAAUCAAGAUGCAAUUCCAUUUUAAUGCGCCCGAUCCAGAUACCAGUGUAUCAACAUUAUUUAGUAAUCCACAUUCUGUACUACAGCCGCAACAGCCAGCUACAUUAAUCGAACCAAAAGAUGCACAACAUGAGAUCAAACUGCAAAACAUUGUGGCCACCUUUUCGGUUAACUGUGAACUGGAUCUGCAGACCAUCAAUUCACGCACUCGAAACUCGGAGUAUUCCCCCAAACGCUUCCGUGGUGUCAUCAUGCGAAUGCAUUCGCCACGCUGCACUGCAUUAAUUUUUCGCACUGGCAAAGUGAUUUGCACUGGAGCACGCAAUGAAGUGGAAGCGGAUCUGGGAUCACGGAAGUUUGCCCGCAUCAUUCAGAAGCUGGGCUUUCCUGUGAAGUUCAUGGAAUACAAAUUACAAAACAUGGUGGCCACCGUCGAUCUGCGUUUUCCCAUUCGUCUCGAGAACCUAAAUCAGGUGCACGGACAGUUUAGUUCAUAUGAACCGGAGAUGUUUCCGGGACUCAUCUAUCGCAUGGUCAAACCACGUCUUGUGCUGCUCAUCUUUGUCAACGGCAAAAUUGUUUUCACUGGUGCCAAGUCACGCAAAGACAUCAUCGAUUGUCUCGAAGCCAUUUCACCAAUUUUGCUAAGUUUUCGCAAGACGUAAAGCAUGUAUUUUGUUUGCAUUUUAAGCCGUAGUUUAGCAUAUCUAGCAUUUAACAUAUAAUUUACAAAUACCGUUGUAAGCUGCAGGGACAAACAAAUAAACUUUACAUAUA